CCGGUUACCCGGUCAAAUUCAUCCAACGGCGGCACGGCUCCGAUCCGGUCACCUCACCCCCUCCCCCGCGAUGCGUCGCCGGUUACCCCUCGCCCCCGCGCGCGCGUCGUCACGUGUGACGCGCGUGCCGAGCCGGCUCCUCCCCUCUCCUCUCUCGGCCGGCGCCGUGUUGUGUCCUUUUAUUCCAACCCCGAGACGACCCUCACCGCCCCACCAUUCACGCCACCACGAGCGAGACUCCGUCCGUCGUCUAGGGUUAGGGGGAGGGGGAAGGGGCGGGGGGGGAUUUUGUGUGCGAGAUCUGAAGAGAGGGGAUGGAGGUGAGGGAGAUGGCCGUGGCGGCGGCUGCUGCUGCUGCUGCGGCGGCGGCGUCGGGGGGAGGCGGGGGCAUGAGGAUGCCGCCGCCUAACCCUAACCUGCCGUACAGGGAGGAUUGCUGGAGCGAGGGCGAGACGGACGCGCUGGUGCGCGCGUGGGGGAGCCGCUACGUCGAGCUCAACCGCGGGAACCUUCGCCAGAAGCAGUGGCAGGAGGUGGCCGACGCCGUCAACUCCCGCCGCGGGGCGGCCGCGCGCCGCCGGCCCCCGCGCACCGACGUGCAGUGCAAGAACCGCGUCGACACCCUCAAGAAGAAGUACAAGGCGGAGCGCGCCCGCAACACGCCCUCCAGCUGGUCCUUCUUCGACGAGCUCGACCGCCUCGUCGGACCUACCCUCUCCGCCUCCGUCUCCAAGAGACCCUCGCCGUUGCCUGCCGCUCACUUUGCCCUGCCCAUACAUCCGUCUGCCGUGAGGAAGCCCCCCUCGCCCUCGUCAUCUCCAUCUCCGCCGCCUCCUAUGGCCCUGCCGCUGCCCAGCUACCGUCGUGGGUCUCCGCUCCCGGCCGCUGCUCUCAUCCAGCAGGAGGCCGCGGCUGCAGCUGCUGCGGUGUCUGAUUCGGAGGACUCUGAAGGCCCUGCUGGUAACAACAAUAACAACGCACAGCAGUCGCCGUCUCAAUCUGUGUCAUCGCGCUCCGGCAAUAGCAACAAGCGCAGAAGCCGGGAAGCUGUGGCAGGCGAUGAUGGCGGGUUCAGGGAGCUGGCAAGGGCGAUCGAGGCCUUUGCGGAGAUGUAUGAGCGUGUCGAGAGUGCAAAACAAAAGCAGGAACUGGAGAUAGAGCGGCAGAGAAUCGACUUCCUGAAGCAAUUGGAGGUCAAGCGUAUGGAGAACUUUGUGGAUGCACAUGUGAAGCUUGCCAGGGCAAAGCGCCACAAGAAGCAUGCCGGGACUGCACCCGAUGGUGUUGGUGCUGUGGAAAUGGUUUCAUCUGUCGCUGCGCUGCCUUUCCUCUCCACCUCCACCUACCUAUGAUGUGUUGAGGAAAUGUCAAGAUUAUCAGUGCGAAGUUCGUUAGAUGGCCUUGCUGACCAUGGGAAGACUGGUUUGGCACUUGGCAGCGAUUCAUUGUAGUUCGUAGCAUGGCAGUAUAUGGAAAUUGAAGACUAGAAGUUCCUAGUGUAAAGCAAUGUUGACAUUGGUGCCUGUGGGCUGUUACUCUAUUUACCUAUUGUUUGAUUGACAUUGUAGGCAUGCAACUCUGACAUUCUGUUUUAUUUUUCUUAAGAAAAUGUGUAUUGAUGGAA
Molecule: messenger RNA, 1624 nt
Organism: Oryza brachyantha (malo sina)
Lineage: Eukaryota; Viridiplantae; Streptophyta; Magnoliopsida; Poales; Poaceae
Product: trihelix transcription factor ASIL2-like
Exons: 2
Coding region: 315-1352 (345 amino acids)
Cellular component (GO): nucleus
Molecular function (GO): transcription cis-regulatory region binding
Source: RefSeq, a predicted model, not a curated record